Molecule: messenger RNA, 2131 nt
Organism: Olea europaea var. sylvestris
Lineage: Eukaryota; Viridiplantae; Streptophyta; Magnoliopsida; Lamiales; Oleaceae
Product: squamosa promoter-binding-like protein 12
Exons: 5
Coding region: 490-1878 (462 amino acids)
Cellular component (GO): nucleus
Molecular function (GO): DNA binding
Source: RefSeq, a predicted model, not a curated record
UAUUUAUUUUCUGGUUACGGAUGAUGAAGAUUCUGUGCGGUGAGAAGUCGUGGCUGGAAAAUUGUUGCACAGAUGAUAUAUUGAUGCGACUCUAAGGUUCUGUACUGUGGAAAUCUCGGGAUUAAUUGUGGUGAAGUAUGAGUUAGUUGUUUUGCUUUAGAUGUUCAAUACUUGUACCCUUUUGCUUUUUAGUUGUGCUUACUUCAAAUGUUCUAUGGUUGUUAUUUUCAAUUGUUGAUGAGACUUUCUGAAAUCUGUACUGUGAAAAUUUUUGAAUUAUUGGAGGGUGAUGUGUGAGUAUAGUUGUUUGGCUUUAAUUAGAUAAUAAUUGAUUUUCCAAACUCUUUAAAUUAUUUGAGGGUGAUGUGUGAGAAUAGUUGUUUGGCUUUAAUUGGAUAAUAAUUGGUUUUCCUCUUUGCAGUUUCAUCAAAUUUCUGAAACACCGGGGACUCGUAAACCACUCCAUGGGGUGAUACUCAUAUCUCUGAGAUGGAGUUCAAUUCGAAGUGGGACUGGGAAACCGUUACUGCAUUCAAUUCAAAAGAGAGUGAAAGUCCAAGAAAAAUGUUGUCGGAAGUCUGUAUGACAGUAGAUGAUGGGGAAAUCGAUGUUGGCUCCUUUAAUUUGUCAGGGGAUGGUGGGAAUAGCGGUACUUCUGGCUCUUAUGCUGGGCAUGAUUCUUCAACUAAAAGCUCUAUUUCAGCUUCUACUGACUCUUCCCUGAAGGAUGGGUUGAAACUGCCAAGUUCUGAGUUCAAAGCAUUUGAGGGAUCUGCAAAUUUUAUCAAGAAAAUGGAAAUGGCCCGAUCCGAGGUGUCUGGAAUUUCUCCUCAUCUGGAGGGCUCUGCUGAGCCAUGGAUUAGUUUGAAACUAAGAAAGCGGACUUAUUUUGAGAACAAUGGUGCUGGGAGCAAUGUUGAGAGUGUAAUCACUGCUGUAGUGCCUACUUCAUCUACCACUACAAUGAAGAAAUCUAAAUCAUCUGGUCAAAAUGUGCCUAUUCCAUAUUGUCAAGUAGAAGGCUGCAACAUUGAUCUUUCAACGGCUAAAGAAUAUCAUCGAAAGCAUAAAGUUUGUGAUGGCCAUUCUAAAAGCCCAAGGGUUAUUGUAAGAGGCCUUGAACGUCGAUUUUGCCAACAGUGUAGCAGGUUCCAUAGUUUGUCUGAAUUUGACGAAAAGAAGCGUAGCUGUCGAAGGAGGCUUUCUGAUCACAAUGCACGGCGUCGUAAACCACAACAGGAAACUAUCGAGUUCAACUCAUCGAUGCUGUCCUCGCCAUUCUCUGAUGGCAGGCGACAGAUGGAUUUUCUGUUGAACAAUACUCCGCUUAUUCACCCUAGAACUACUACAAAUUCGACCUGGGAUAGCUCAUGCACCUCCAAGUUUACAGUUACAAGGGAGUUCCCUGUAAAGUCUAGAAGAGCUGGAGGCAUUGAUGUGGAAUUGCUUAUGCCCGAAAUUAAGUUGCCAAAUGGCAUCAAUAUGCAAGGAGGCACAUCUACCGGCCUCUUGGCAUCCAAAGACUCCACAUCUGAGGUUUACAAUCCAGGUUUCAGGGGACACACAAUUUUCUCCCACAUGGAUGCAGCACCGGAGUACCGUUGUGCUCUCUCUCUUCUGUCAAGUAAUUCCUGGGAAUCCGGCCCAGAAUCAUUUUCACCACACCGUCCUAUGCAUGAAAACAAUCCUGGCAUGGCUCAGCAUGGAAACCAUUCAAUCGGAGGCGGCAUGCCUCUCAGUUCAUCGGAAUUCUGGCUUACUGGACAGCAAUCAACCCAACCCCAAUCAUUUGCCAUGGCUGCAAACAGCAACUUCCAGGAAAUCCAGGUUUUCAAAGCACCUUAUGAGGCUGAUUUCUAUUCAAAUGCAUUGAACUGAGCAUUUGAAACGAAUCCAUUCUGUUCCCAUCAUUCAAGGUGUAGUGGUAAGGUUUGUAAAGUUUUAUGCAUCUCGAGCAACCUUAGUAGUUUUGAACUGAACAAACACAUGCUAGAUUUUGAAGAUUUGGCUUUUAUGAGGUCAAAUCAAAUUGUGUUGUCUUAAUGAUACAGAAUGCAGAAUGAUUUAACUUUUUGCAGAUUUCUGAUAAAUAUUGUCAUCUGUUAUUCACUAUUUGAGCAUUGUUUUCUGA